UCAUAAGAGAGUCAGAUGUCAGUCGCGAAACAUACCAAUUGUCAGAAUAUUUUAAAUAUUAAAUAUAUUAAAAACAACAGUUCCGUAUUAAAGAUAAUUAUUAUUAUUUGAAUGAUUAACGGUUACACAAGUUUGAAAACAAAGUGAAUUGGAAAAUAAAGGGAACAUAAUGUCGUUAUUUAAACGCAUUAAAAGGUCUUUGACUGGAUCGAAACGAACGGAUGAUAACAAAUCUCGUGCGGUGAUUAGUAACAAUAACGAAACUAUUACAACGUUUGAUCCUCAAAAACCACCUCCUGUGAUAACUGAGCUUGAGGUUAAAAUACUCAAAGACUGCUGGAAAAUAGUUAAACAGGAUGUUGGAAAAGUUGGGAUUAUUACGUUUGUCGGUCUGUUCGAGACCCAUCCAGACGUGCACGAUGCGUUCAUGUCAUUCCGGGCAGUUAACACAUCUGACCUCGAAUACAACGCAAUUCUUCGUGCGCAUGCGCUAAGAGUAAUGGGAACAGUGGACAAGUGUAUCUAUAGACUUGACAACAGGGAAAAAUUCGGAGAGAUUAUGACAGAAUUGGGAAUUCGUCACAAGAAUUAUUCCGUGAAAAUUGAAUUCAUUGAUUUGAUUGGUAUACAGUUUAUCAGCUCAAUCAAGCCCCAUUUAGAAACAGUGUGGACAGGCGAACAUGAGAAAGCUUGGGAUCAUCUAUUCAUGCUCAUGUGCUACUACAUGAAGAAAGGAAUGUGUAGUAUAUGAGGAACAUUUAACUAUAUGAAGAAAUGUGUUAGUGAUAGAAGUGUAUAUAAAACAGUAUUAUGCAACUGUUGACAAUAUACCGGAUAAAUCGUUAAGAAUCAGCAUGAUGAUAAAUCUGAUGGAAUAUUCUGUUGUUAAAUUGAAAGUUUUGACUUAUUCAUUAUUGAAUAAGCAUGCGUACUAAAAGUCAUUCCUUUGAACACUUUCAAUACAUCAUUUUGGAGUAUCCCUCGUAGAUUAUAAUAUAAACAUUUGCAAAUUGUAGAUGUUUCUACCACACUGCAUACGUUAUCCUUUCUCAGUUGCAAAUGCUUGAAAACCUGUGACACGUGUAGAUUAUGGAUGUGAUUGUGUUAUGUAUAUAAACGUAUAAACACCCAUUGUUGUGAUAAAGAAUUGGCUUCUGUGAAGACGUCUUAAGAAUUUCAUUGAAGUAUGAUGAACCGAAAACUAUGUAAAGAAUGUAGCAACUACUGCACCCACAUACCGAGUAAUAAAAUUAUAAAGGAGAGUCUUAGUUCUAGUGAAUUAUUUCAGUCACGCGGAAAGUGGGUGCAGUAACUGUUUAAUCCUUGUUACUGUUACUGUAUCAGUUUGUCGAGGACAACACACAAUACGCAGCGUGUGUAUGUAUGUUAAAGGGUCGAAAUCAUCAUAUUGAUAUUUGUAUCACGGUUAAACUCCGCUUUUUUGUUACCGUUCAGAUAUGGGUGUAAAUAUAUUAUUAAUAAUAAAGAAGACAAUCCCAAACAUGGUAAAAAAACUGUCUUAGUAAUAUGUUAUUGUAUUGACUUUUGAGCUUAUCAGUGGAGUUUAUAUUUUCUUUGUUAUGCAAAUAAACAUUUAUACACAA
This is a messenger RNA of Mya arenaria, 1604 nucleotides long. Its product is annotated as neuroglobin-like. The record is from RefSeq and is a predicted model, not a curated record. The transcript has 3 exons. NCBI's taxonomy places the organism in Eukaryota, Metazoa, Mollusca, Bivalvia, Myida, Myidae. The coding region runs from base 170 to 751 and encodes 193 amino acids. Gene Ontology annotation, molecular function: heme binding; oxygen binding.